AUGAAGCAGACGAGGAGUGUACAAGAGAAGGGUUUUAACUUGGCGACGUUCGGGGACCAUCUGUACCUGGUCCUCAGGUACCUGGUCCUCGGGUACCUGGUCCUCUGGUACCUGGUCCUCUGGUACCUGGUCCUCUGGUACCUGGUCCUCGGGUACCUGGUCCUCGGGUACCUGGUCCUCUGGUACCUGGUCCUCUGGUACCUGGUCCUCGGGUACCUGGUCCUCGGGUACCUGGUCAUCGGGUACCUGGUCCUCGGGUACCUGGUCCUCAGGUACCUGGUCCUCGGGUACCUGGUCCUCUGGUACCUGGUCCUCUGGUACCUGGUCCUCGGGUACCUGGUCCUCGGGUACCUGGUCCUCUGGUACCUGGUCCUCUGGUACCUGGUCCUCUGGUACCUGGUCCUCGGGUACCUGGUCCUCGGGUACCUGGUCCUCGGGUACCUGGUCCUCGGGUACCUGGUCCUCGGGUACCUGGUCAUCGGGUACCUGGUCCUCGGGUACCUGGUCAUCGGGUACCUGGUCCUCGGGUACCUGGUCCUCGGGUACCUGGUCCUCUGGUACCUGGUCCUCGGGUACCUGGUCCUCUGGUACCUGGUCCUCUGGUACCUGGUCCUCUGGUACCUAGUCCUCGGGUACCUGGUCCUCGGGCACCUGGUCCUCGGGCACCUGGUCCUCUGGUACCUGGUCCUUGGGUACCUGGUCCUCAGGUACCUGGUCCUCAGGUACCUGGUCCUCAGGUACCUGGUCCUCUGGUACCUGGUCCUCUGGUACCUGGUCCUCUGGUACCUGGUCCUCGGGUACCUGGUCCUCGGGUACCUGGACCUCAGGUACCUGGUCCUCGGGUACCUGGUCCUCGGGUACCUGGUCCUCGGGUACCUGGUCCUCGGGUACCUGGUCCUCAUGUACCUGGACCUCAGGUACCUGGUUCACAGGUACCCGGCCUACAUGUAG
Procambarus clarkii (red swamp crayfish) is the source of this 951-nucleotide messenger RNA. The record is from RefSeq and is a predicted model, not a curated record. Lineage: Eukaryota; Metazoa; Arthropoda; Malacostraca; Decapoda; Cambaridae.